This is a messenger RNA of Plasmodium cynomolgi strain B, 390 nucleotides long. RefSeq lists its product as hypothetical. The record is from RefSeq and is a predicted model, not a curated record. Bases 1 to 390 code for a protein of 129 amino acids. Lineage: Eukaryota; Apicomplexa; Aconoidasida; Haemosporida; Plasmodiidae. The transcript has a single exon.
AUGUCAUUUAGAGAUGAAUUAUAUUCCCAAUAUUUUUAUAAAUCUUUGUAUAAGUUAGAAGAUUUAAGCGGAUACAUUGAUGCUUGCAGCUCAUUAGUUAAUUUACAAUUAGGUAGCAGUAUUAAAAUAAUUUGUCCAAGGUUUUUAAAAUAUUUAAAAACUAUUUAUAAAGCAACAUGUAAUCCAGAUGAUACGUAUGAUGUUUGCUUACUUUUGAAUUAUUGGGUAUAUAGUAGAUUAUUUAAUAUUUUGAAAAUUAAAGGUGUAUGCUAUGUUCAUAUAGCUUACGGAAAUCUUCAAAGAGUAUGGUCUGAUUUUCUUGAAGAUAGAUCUUACCCUGAAUUAUGUAAACCCAUUAAUGAAAUGGUUAGUGAUAGAAAUUGGAGAUAA